Molecule: messenger RNA, 1155 nt
Organism: Cynocephalus volans (Philippine flying lemur)
Lineage: Eukaryota; Metazoa; Chordata; Mammalia; Dermoptera; Cynocephalidae
Gene: NXPH2
Product: neurexophilin 2
Exons: 4
Coding region: 1-1155 (384 amino acids)
Molecular function (GO): signaling receptor binding
Source: RefSeq, a predicted model, not a curated record
AUGGAGGAGACAGUGGAGGUGGACAGGACUUCUGACCCAGGUGUGGAAAGAGGUAUUGAUGGGAGAGAAUGGAGGAAAGGCCAGAAGGAGAUUGCCAGAGAAACAGAAGAGACUUUGAUUUUGAUCUUGUUUGCAAAUGGUUGCAGACACCAGGAAGAAGCCAUAACCAGUAGCCAAGUAUCAGAUGACUGCAAGAGAGUUCCCAUGUAUAUGCCUAGCUAUGUCAGUUGUCAGCAAGGAAACCAGGCUCAGAGAGGGGAGCUGCACAGGGAGCUGAGACAGUUAAGUUACAGUGCCAGAUUUCCAUCUCUAUAUUCCUGGCCCCUAAGUCAUUCCAGUACAUCCAAGCACUACUGUUCCUGUCUCUCUCUCUUCCCUGCUUUGGUUGUACCUGGCCUGAUUGAAUUCAUUCUCUUUUGCGACAGUAAAGAAGUGGUGCAUGCCACAGAGGGGCUGGAUUGGGAAGACAAAGAUGCUCCAGGGACAUGGGUCGGAAACGUGGUGCACUCCAGGAUCAUCAGUCCCUUGCGCCUGUUUGUUAAACAGUCUCCAGUGCCAAAGCCUGGUCCCAUGGUGUAUGCAGACAGCAUAGAAAACUUUUGGGAUUGGCUGGCCAACAUCACGGAGGUUCAGGAGCCCUUGACAAGAACUAAACGGAGGCCAAUAGUAAAAACAGGAAAAUUUAAGAAAAUGUUUGGAUGGGGCGACUUUCAUUCCAACAUUAAAACUGUCAAACUCAACCUCCUCAUCACAGGAAAAAUCGUCGAUCAUGGAAAUGGAACCUUCAGUGUUUAUUUCCGACAUAAUUCAACAGGUCUGGGCAAUGUGUCAGUGAGCUUGGUACCCCCCUCCAAAGUGGUGGAAUUUGAAGUUUCCCCCCAGUCUACCUUGGAGACCAAGGAAUCUAAAUCUUUCAAUUGUCGCAUUGAGUAUGAAAAAACAGAUCGGGCGAAGAAGACUGCCCUGUGCAACUUUGACCCAUCCAAGAUCUGCUACCAGGAGCAAACUCAGAGCCAUGUGUCUUGGUUGUGCUCCAAGCCCUUCAAGGUCAUUUGCAUUUACAUUGCCUUUUACAGUGUUGAUUAUAAACUCGUGCAAAAGGUCUGUCCUGACUACAAUUACCAUAGUGAGACCCCAUACUUAUCUUCUGGCUGA